GGAGGAGGAGGAGGAGGAGGAGGAAGAGACCUGGAUGGACGGGGACGCCCAGAGCUUCUCUCAGUUCCUGCUGCUGACGGAGCAGCACCGGGAGCUGCAGCAGCACGUGGAGCAGCUCCGGGCCGCCGUGGCAGCGGCCGAGACCCCCGAGGAGCCGGGGGGACCCCCGGGGGACCCCGAAAUGGAGACCCGGGAGCUGCGGGAGCGCGAGAGGAGGGGGAGGGAGGAGCUGCAGCACCUGAGGGCAGGUCUGUCGGAGCUGCUGGCCCAGCUGGAGGAGGCACAGGGGGACCCCGACCCCCCCCAGGAUUGGGGGGGACCCCUCCCAAAAUUGGGGGGACCCCUCCCAGGAUUGGGGAGACCCCCAAAAUUUGGGGGACCCCCUGUGGGAGCAGCUGCGGCGCCUGGAAAUCGGGGUGACCCGGCUGCUGCUGCGGGGGGGGGCACCCCAAAACCCGGUGCUGAGCCGCGAGGGACCCCUCCCCACCCCCCCCCGUCUGAAUCUGGGGGGUCCCUGAGCGCCCCCCCCCCCCCACACCGGAUGUCAGGGUCCCCCACCCCGUUGCCAUGGCAACCCAACCCCCCCACCUCCCAGCAGCUCAACACCCUCAAGGUGUAA
Molecule: messenger RNA, 619 nt
Organism: Melozone crissalis (California towhee)
Lineage: Eukaryota; Metazoa; Chordata; Aves; Passeriformes; Passerellidae
Product: basic salivary proline-rich protein 1-like
Exons: 6
Coding region: 35-619 (194 amino acids)
Source: RefSeq, a predicted model, not a curated record